Molecule: messenger RNA, 987 nt
Organism: Cherax quadricarinatus
Lineage: Eukaryota; Metazoa; Arthropoda; Malacostraca; Decapoda; Parastacidae
Source: RefSeq, a predicted model, not a curated record
AGGUGUAAGCUGUAAGUGGCCCUUACAAACCCAACAAGCUGCUGCUGCUUCAAGUUUGCCGGUGUUAGAGGCUGGUUUAAUCACCUAGUUGUGGUUGCAGGGGUUGAUUCAUAGCUCCUGGCCCCGCCUCUUCACUACAAGGCUCCUCUCGGGCAGUGCAGGAAGCUUUUAUAUUCAAGCACGAUGAGAUGCAUGAGAUGGGCAGUUGGUCCCCAUCUCUUAAAACAAACAUUACCAGUAACCAUUUCUCGACGCUUUUUACCUGAGCCAAGAAAACGAUUCUACAGGAAUGUAACAGUCGCUGGAACAGAUAGCAUUUAUGAAGUAAAUCUCGAUCAUCGCAAAUUAAAGACUCCCCUCGGAAAUGUAUUACAAGUUCCAAACUAUGGACUAGCACUUGCUAUUGCUCAUGAGUGGGCAUCUGUGAAGGAUAAAAUUCAUCCUAGUCUCCUCCAUUUGACUGGGUUGGCAUUCAGUGUCAUAGACAAUGUGAACCAUGAGACCAAGUGGAAUAUUGUCAACAAGACUCUGGAAUACCUAGUUACUGAUACACUCCUCUACCGAGACAAUGGUAUGGAAGAUUUCACUGCGAUGCAAGCUAAGGAGUGGGAUCCAGUUCUUGAUUGGUUUAAUAGAAGGUUUGAGACGGACCUGAAGCCUUGUGAUGGAAUCUUAGUGGUUGAUAUUCCUGAAUCAACUCGUGAGACCAUCAGACGUUACCUUCUUUCUUACGAUAUAUGGGCAGUUAAUGGAUUUCUGUUUGGUGUGGAAGUGCUCAAAUCUGUCAUCCUGGCGAUUGCCGCUGCAGAACGAAAAAUAUCUUCAGAAAAAGCAGUAUUUCUUUCAAGAUUGGAAACCAAUUUUCAGUUGGCUCUUUCUAAUAUACGUGAAAGUCAGUUUCAGCGUACUAAGUUGGUUGAAUUAUCAGCGGUGUUUAAAUCCUAUCGGUUUAAGAGAGUCAUUAAGCCUAUAUUUAAGGCUAUCUAA